This is a messenger RNA of Fusarium vanettenii 77-13-4, 1243 nucleotides long. RefSeq lists its product as uncharacterized. Gene Ontology annotation, molecular function: metalloexopeptidase activity. The record is from RefSeq and is a predicted model, not a curated record. The transcript has 3 exons. Gene Ontology annotation, biological process: proteolysis. The coding region runs from base 65 to 1243 and encodes 392 amino acids. Lineage: Eukaryota; Fungi; Ascomycota; Sordariomycetes; Hypocreales; Nectriaceae.
AUCUUUCCUCCUCCAUUUCUCUUCCCUAGCAUCAUCUUCCCUACAACCUAUCAUCCUAAUCAAUAUGAAGUUCUCUCAAGCCUCUCUCCUGGCAGCUUGUCUGCCCGCCAUCUCCGCUCGGUUCAUCGAAACCGCCGAGGCCGAUAACGUCAUUCUCAAGCCUGACGAGCUCUACCUCAUCGAGACCGCGCCCGGCAAGACCCAAUGGGUUACUGAGGAUCAGAAGUGGGAGCUGCGUCGCAAUGGCCAGCGCUUCAUGGACAUCACCGAUACCCCAUCGCUCGGUUCCACGCGCCUCAACGCCCAGACCGUCUCCUUCCCCAAGAAGUGUGUCAAGCAGGAUGAGGUUGCCGACCUUUCCAAGAACCUCGAGAAGAAGAACAUGAAGGCCAAUCUCGAAAAGUUGACCAGCUUCCACACCCGAUACUACAAGUCCAAUUACGGUCUCGAGUCCUCUGAUUGGGUUCUUGAGAAGGUGAACCAGAUCAUCAAGGACGCUGGCGCUCAGGAUACCGUCUAUGCCGAAAGCUUCCCCCACACCUGGCAGCAGCACUCGGUUAUCGCCACCAUCCCCGGCCAGUCUAACAGCACCGUUGUUAUCGGUGCCCACCAGGAUUCCAUCAACCUGUUCCUGCCAUCCAUCCUAGCCGCUCCUGGCGCCGAUGACGAUGGUAGCGGUACUGUCACCAUCAUGGAGGUGUUCCGUGCUCUCCUCAACUCCAAGGAUGUUGUUGACGGCAAGGCCCCCAACACCAUCGAGUUCCACUGGUACUCUGCCGAGGAGGGUGGAUUGCUCGGUAGCCAGGCCAUCUUCCAGUCAUACGAGCAGAGCGGCCGCGAUAUCAAGGCUAUGCUGCAGCAGGACAUGACUGGUUAUGUCCAGAAGACCCUUGACGCUGGUCAGCCCGAGAGCGUUGGUGUUAUCACCGACUUUGUCGACCCUGGCCUGACUACCUUUAUCAAGACCGUCGUUGAGGAGUACUGCAACAUUCCCUGGGUUGAGACCAAGUGUGGCUAUGCUUGCUCUGACCAUGCUUCUGCCUCCAAGGCCGGUUAUCCCUCCGCUUUCGUCAUCGAGUCCGCCUUUGAGUACUCCGACCCUCAUAUCCACACCACCGACGACAACAUCAAGUACCUUUCUUUCGACCAUAUGCUUGAGCAUGCUCGCAUGACUCUUGGUCUGGUCUAUGAGCUUGGCUUCUACGAUUUCUCUGACAGCUCCGAGGAUCGGGGUGAUCUCUAG